Molecule: messenger RNA, 926 nt
Organism: Cimex lectularius (bed bug)
Lineage: Eukaryota; Metazoa; Arthropoda; Insecta; Hemiptera; Cimicidae
Exons: 3
Coding region: 250-786 (178 amino acids)
Source: RefSeq, a predicted model, not a curated record
CCAAAGAUAACUGUCGGUAUUUUUAACUAUUAACAGCGUUUCUUGCUUUCUUUACCGCCGAAGCUUUCUGCGUGUUCUUUUACCGUUAACUUAUCUGCAUUGUCGGAUCGCUUUACAUCAAGGAGUUAAGGAAGAACAUGAACAUUCUGGCAUUCAGCCAACUGUCUAAAUGACGAGCCAACCCGAACCGGCACCCCGGACAAUUUGUCAAACAACCUAUGCUUCUAAUUAUACUAACACCUAACACGAAUGGAAUUGUUCAAAAGCGCAUACGGUGGUAAUGAUGAUGAUGACGACGGACGAACCGGUCGAGUCCACCCUGAUGUACCUCAGUCACCAUCUGGGAGAAAGACAGAAGCGUACACUUCUUCACCGCCGAGAGCUGCCGCACGUUCUCCUCAACCUGUUAAACCUCCGACAACGGUAACAGCUCAGCCCCGUGGGUCGAUAGUACCUCAGUCCCGUGGGUCGUUAGUACCUCAGUCCCGUGUGUCGUUAGUACCUCCGGCCCGUGGGUCGAUAGCACCUCAGCCCCGUGAGCCGAUCUCGCUUCAGCCUGCUGGAUCUGCCAUGUCCCUGCAGUCAAGAAGAGCAGCAUCCAUUAAUCUACUUGGUCCACAGACGAGCAGCAUACUGAAUGUGGCUGAAGGAGGCACAGCGAAGGGAGGAGUAUCAUGCACCGAUAAAGUGCCUCAGAGGGGAGAAGCAGCAUGCCCCUAUAAAUCGCCUUAUAAAUCAAUGAGCUCAAUGAAAUUAAUGAACGACUCUCAGAGAAUGUUGGUGUAAACCACUGAAAGGAUGUUGUUACUGCCUACUGUGAAGGUGAACCGUCACAAAAAUAUGAGUUAAUUUUUGUAAAAGGUUUGCACAUGUUAACAUGAGCAAUGCCUUUAAUAAAUAGAAGAAAAUUCUCAACCAUUGGUUAC